Equus quagga is the source of this 3693-nucleotide messenger RNA. It is a transcript of the gene SLC23A3, whose product is annotated as solute carrier family 23 member 3. Gene Ontology annotation, biological process: transmembrane transport. NCBI's taxonomy places the organism in Eukaryota, Metazoa, Chordata, Mammalia, Perissodactyla, Equidae. The record is from RefSeq and is a predicted model, not a curated record. Gene Ontology annotation, cellular component: membrane. Gene Ontology annotation, molecular function: transmembrane transporter activity. The coding region runs from base 1443 to 3281 and encodes 612 amino acids. The transcript is spliced from 12 exons.
GACUUCCCCUCAUCCCUGCUCCCAGCACCUUGGGGCCCUUAGCACUGCUUGACUUGGCUGCCAUGGGACAUGGAUGGUGAUUGUCCCAUGCCUGGGGUUGCCCUGUCUGUCACAAGUUCUGGGUGAGCCCCAUGCUUGUGGAUCCUGAAGAACAUCUGGAGGAGAGGCCAAGCUGAGCGUCCAGCAGAGCCCCAGGAGCUCACUGAGGACAAGCCCUGGGAUGCCUCUCUCUAGCCUGACUUCCAAUCCCGUCUGACACGUGGCGGCAGUCAUUGUUGUUGAGAGACAUCCAAGGCUGAGUUAUUGGAAGAAGGAAAACAUCCCAGGCCGCUGGAGUGAGGGUAUUUGGGACUGCUUACGAUGAUCCACAGCAGUGGUGGUACUGCCCCCUGGGGGGCAAUUUGGAGAUUUACAGGGCAUUUUUUUACACAAAUUUGAGGGGACACUACUGGCCUUUGGCCAGCCUGGGCAGGAUGCUAGACAUCCUGAAAUGCUCAGGACCCCCCUUACUAUGAAGAAUUUCCAAGACAUCUGAAUGACCCGCUGGACAUCAUGUAUAUAAAAAACCUGUUCAUUGGAGCCAAGAACGAUCUAAAUUUUCACAUGUAAACACAAGAUAGUUUUUGCACCUUUUGAAGAAGACUCAGUUCAAGAGGAGUAAACCCCCAUGCAGAUUAAAGCUGUCCCCACUUUGUUCAGCACUGUAUCAAGAACUUGUCCACUAUCUGGAGCAUCGGGUCACCAAUGGCAGCACUGCCUGUGGCACAGGAGCCGCCAGGAAAGACCAGUGUCAGUUGGCAUUGUAGCUGUCACAACCAUGAUGAUUCUACAUGUGGGAGUGGGCACUGGACUGCUUCAUUGUCUUCUGGUUUACUUGGGCCCGAGCUUUCACAUAUUGAAAUACCUGUUGUUAUAAAUUACUUUGAUUUCUCCUUGAUGUGACAAUGAGGACAUUACAGCAGUUGUGGUCACUGCUAUUGUCAUGCACGAUGUAGGGAUGUGACCCUUGCAUUGUCUUUUGAAGUGUUCUGGGGCCUUGACCCUGAAAGGGUUGAGAACUAUGGUGUGGGAGUGAUAGUUGGAAGAGGCGCUGCUGAGGAGGGAAUACAGUCUGUCAGAUCUCCCCAGGCUACUUUAUGGAUCUCCUCCCCGGCCCCCCUACCCUGCUUUCCAGAGCUUGGAACAGGGGAUCUAGAUGGAGAUUCUUGGGGAAAAGUGUCCAGAACACGACUCCCUGGUUAAUGGGUGAUGGAAUUUGCACAAGAGCUGGGCAAAGGUGAAAGGGCCCUGUCCUGACCCCAAUCCUCAUCCCUUCGCUCCGCUUCAUUGACACCCCACCCCCUCCGCACUCCAGGCAGCUAACUUCACCCAGACUCUGACCUCUUACUCUCUCUACUUAACUCUGGCCCAGGGCAGCCAAGACAACACAAAGGCAGGGCAGCAUGAGCCGACCAGGCCCCCAUCCCACCCAGCUGUGCUCCGAGGGCUCCCAGGAUGCUCCCCUGCCACCGCCACCACCGCCACCACCACCUGCUGUCCCAAAGCCCUCUUCUCACUCUGGGGCCUCUCUGGGCGGGCCUCCUCCUUGGGGCCUCAGCUGCCUUCUGGCUCUGCAGCAUAUCUUGGUCCUGGCUUCUCUGCUCUGUGCCUCCCACCUGCUCCUGCUUCGAAGUCUCCCCCAAGGAGGACUUUCUUACUCUCCUGCCCAGCUCCUGGCCUCCAGCCUUUUCUCAUGCGGUGUGUCUACUACCCUGCAAACUUGGAUGGGCAGCAGGCUGCCUCUUGUCCAGGCUCCAUCUUUAGAGUUCCUUGUCCCCGCUCUGGUGCUGACCAGCCAGAAGCUACCUUUGGCCAUCCAGACACCUGGAAACUCCUCCCUCGUGCUGCGCCUGUGUAGGGGGCCUGGCUGCCCUGGCCUGGAGCCCUGGAACGCCUCUCUCCGAGAGGUGUCCGGGGCCGUGGUGGUGUCUGGGCUGCUGCAGGGCAUGCUGGGACUGCUGGGGGGUCCUGGCCACUUGUUCCCCCACUGUGGGCCCCUCGUGCUGGCCCCCAGCCUGGUUGUGGCAGGGCUCUCUGCCCACAGGGAGGUGGCCCUGUUCUGCUCCACGCACUGGGGCCUGGCUUUGCUGCUUAUCCUGCUCAUGGUGGUCUGCUCUCAGCACCUGGGCUCCUGCCAGUUACCCCCAUGCCCCUGGAGGCCAGCCUCAACCUCAGCACCUCACACCCGCAUCCCUGCCUUCCGGCUCCUCUCGGUGCUGAUCCCGGUGGCCUGUGGGUGGAUCGUCGCUGCCCUUCUGGGUCUCAGCGUCAUCCCCCUGGAGCUGUCUGCCCCCUCCAAGGCACCCUGGUUUUGGUUGCCUCACCCAGCUGAGUGGGACUGGCCCUUGCUGACACCCAGGGCUCUGGCUGCAGGCAUCUCCAUGGCCUUGGCAGCCUCCACCAGCUCCCUGGGCUGCUACGCCCUGUGUGGCCGGCUGCUGCAGUUGCCUUCUCCACCUCCGCAUGCCUGCAGCCGAGGGCUGAGCCUGGAGGGGCUGGGCAGUGUGCUGGCCGGGCUGUUGGGGAGCCCCAUAGGCAUUGCAUCCAGCUUCCCCAACGUGGGCACAGUGAGUCUUGUCCAGGCUGGAUCUCGGCGAGUGGCCCACUUGGUGGGGCUGCUCUGCAUGGCGCUUGGGCUCUCCCCAAGGCUGGCCCAGCUCCUCACCACCAUCCCGCUGUCUGUGCUUGGUGGGGUGCUGGGGGUGACCCAGGCCGUGGUUCUGUCUACUGGAUUCUCCAGCUUCCACCUGGCUGACAUUGACUCCGGGCGGAAUGUCUUCAUUGUUGGCUUCUCCAUCUUCAUGGCCUUGCUGCUACCAAGAUGGCUUCAGGAAGCCCCAGUCCUCCUGAGCACAGGCUGGAGCCCCUUGGAUGUGUUACUGCACUCGUUGCUCACAGAGCCCAUCUUCCUGGCUGGACUUUUGGGCUUCCUCCUGGAGAACACCAUUCCUGGCACACGGCUUGAACGAGGCCUAGGUCAAGAGCUGCCAUCUCAUUUCGCUGCCCAAGAGGCAUGGAUGCCUAAGAAGUGCAGGGAGAAGGCUGCUCAAGAGUACGAGCUUCCUUUCCCCAUCCAAAACCUGUGUCCCUGCAUCCCCCAGCCCCUCCGUUGCCUCUGUCCGCUGCCUGAAGUCCCCGCGAAGGAGGAAGGAGGGCCCUCUGAGCCAGGAGAGACAGCUGACUUGCUGCCUAGCUUUGGGGAGCAGUGCCCAGGGUCUAGCAGAGAACUUAGGUCCCAGUAAUUACUAGGACUCCUACUUGUGUCCUAGUUACUUUAGCCCUAUUUCCCAGCUUGCUGGAGAGUCACCUCCCAGGCUCUGCUUUCUCCUAAGGAAAGGGUGUGUGUGUGUGUGUAAAACGGGCCACCUAAAGGUCUCAUUUCCCCAUAGGUGUGUUGCCUUCUCUUAAUUGAGCCUAAUGGUUCCAGAGCAGGGGCCAUGAUUUGAUGGACCAUGAAUGAAUGAAUGAGAUUUUGCCUGUGAACUAUCUAUACUUGAACCCCAGCAUCCACUUAACAAAUAUUUAUUGAGCACCUCCCAUCUGCAAGGUCCUGGAACUACAGAUAUGGAUGUGACAGGGUCCCUGUCCUCUCAGGGGACUUACCGUUUAAAAAGACUUAUGUAAUUACUAACUAGAAUCCAAACCAGAAGGCAG